CACCGUGUCCGGAAGUGCCGUGUAUGCUGAGCGUCUUCUUUUAGCAGUAGCUAACAGUUACACUUUUCUGUUUCACUCUCGACUUUAGCGUUUACAGUGUUAAUGUUCAUUAAAUUUCCCCCCCGUUUUUAUAUUUACGCGAAGUGAGCGGCGGCAUGUUUGAGUGACGUUCACCGUCUACAGGUUGACGUGUCGCGCGGCUGCGAACUUUGGAUAAGAAGCUAACUGGCGUUCCAGAUGGUUUAGUCAGUUAGCAGGCUAGUUAGCAGGCUAACAGGGUGACAGACUGUCAUGUUUACAUUUGUUAAUAUAGGUUUUUAAAUGAAUGUACAGACUUUAAUUUACUUUUGAGCUGUAAAUAUGCUGCGGAUUAGUUUCACUUGUCAGACAGCAGCGGUGACAUUAGCGGUGAUGAUGAUGAGGUAACUGGAACAUAAAAUACUGGAACUGGACUUUCAGUGGUUUUGAUUUCUUUUUUUUUUAAAAUGGAGGAUAAAUACAGCAGCAACGUUCUGUCAGGAGGAAGACUGGGCAUGGUGGAAGUGCCUGAUUCCAGGUUAACCAGGUACAUAGUUCUGCUGGUCGUGUCAAAGGUCCUUAAGGCUCUCGGGAUCUUUGAAUCCUACGAUAUCCUCAAAGUUGUUCAUAUUGUCCAAUUCGUCUUUAUACUAAAACUAGGGAGUGCUGUUAUUCUACUUUUCUUCCAAAAACCUUUCUCCUCUGGUAAAGCCAUACCAAAAAGACAGUGGAUAAAGUUACUAAAGCAUGCUGUUUUCAGCUGCAUCAUCUCUCUACUGGGAUUCUUUGGUCUCACUCUUUGUGGACCUUUAAGGACGCUGUUGCUGUUCGAGCACAGUGACGUGGUGGUCAUCGCUCUCCUCGGUGUCCUGUUCACAAGCUCAGGAGGGGGUCCGUCCAAGACCAGAGGUGCUGCCCUCUUCAUCAUCGCUGUGAUCUGCCUCCUCCUCUUUGACAACGAUGAUCUCAUGGCAAAAAUGGCUGAACACCCUGAAGGACACCAUGACAGCGCGCUCACUCACUGCCUACACACCGCCAUUUCACUUUUAGGGGUCGCGGAUCACAAAGGCGGAGUUGUGCUGCUGGUGGCGUCUCUGUGUCUGAAGGUGGCGUUCCACUCGGCCUCCAGGAAACUGUCAGUGGAAAUCGGCGGUGCGAAACGUCUCUACGCCCUCGACAACCUGGUGUCUGCCGUGGUUCUGCUGCCCUGGGUCGUAGUGCUGUCGGUGACCACUGAUAGCAAAGUGGAGUCGUGGUCGUCGCUCGUGCUGCCGUUCGGGAUGAUCAUCUUCUCAGUGAUGAUCCUGGAGUUUUACGUCGAGGCCGUCUGCAACGCCAAGAUGGAGACGCCCCGGUGUGCCCGCUACGGCGCCGCCGCGCUCUUCCUCAGCGCCCUGCUGCUGGCCAACUUCUGGACGCACCCGCUGACCGACCAGCUGCGCUCCAUCGGCAAACCGCCCCAGCAGGUCAGCACGGAGCACGUGCUGUCCGGAGGAGUGAUCGUCAGCGCCAUCUUCUUCAUCAUGUCGUCCGGCAUCCUCUCGUCUCCGUCGAGGAAAGGUCAGAAGGGCACCCUGGUGGGUUACUCGCCUGAAGGCACGCCGCUGUACAACUUCAUGGGCGACGCCCUGCAGCACACGUCGCAGUCCCUGCCGCGGUUCAUCAAAGAGUCGCUGAAACAGAUCCUGGAGGAGUACGACUCCAGACAGAUCUUCUACUUCCUGUGUCUCAACCUGGCUUUUACCUUUGUGGAGCUGUUUUACGGCGUUUGGACCAACAGUCUUGGACUCAUCUCUGAUGGUUUCCACAUGCUCUUCGACUGCUCUGCUUUAGUCCUGGGCCUGUUUGCUGCUCUCAUGACUCGCUGGAAAGCUACCAGGAUCUUCUCCUACGGCUUCGGUCGUGUUGAGAUUCUGUCUGGUUUUAUCAACGGUCUCUUCCUGAUGGUCAUCGCGUUCUUUGUCUUUGUCGAGUCCGUCACUCGUUUGUUGGAUCCACCAAAUAUCAACACAGACAUGCUGACUCCCGUCUCAGUCGGAGGGUUACUGGUCAACCUGGUGGGCAUCUGUGCCUUCAGUCACGCUCACUCCCAUGGCGGCAAAAGCUGCUCGUCACACGAACAGAGCCACUCCCACAGCGAGCAUGGCCACUCCCACGGAGGAGGAGGAGGUCACGGCCACUCCCACGGAGGAGGAGGAGGUCACGGCCACUCCCACGGAGGAGGAGGUCACGGACACUCCCACGGAGGAGGAAGUCAUGGCCACUCCCAUGGAGGAGGAGGUCAUGGACACUCCCACGGAGGAGGAGGAGGUCACGGACACGCCCACAGCUCAGGGGGUGGAGGCAUGAACGCCAACAUGAGAGGUGUAUACCUUCACGUCCUGGCCGACACGCUGGGCAGCGUCGGCGUCAUCAUCUCCACCAUCCUGAUCCGGCAGUUUGGCUGGCUGAUCGCCGACCCCAUCUGCUCGCUCUUCAUCGCCACACUCAUCUUCCUCAGCGUCAUCCCUCUGCUGAAGGACGCCUGCGAGGUUCUGCUCCUGCGAACGCCGCAGGAAAACGAGAAGGACCUGAAUAUCGCGCUGGAGAAGGUGGAGAGGGUGGAAGGAGUUCUGUCGUACAGAGACGCUCAUUUCUGGAGACACUCGGCCAGCGUGGUCGCAGGAACCAUCCACCUGCAGGUCAUGCCCGACGUGGUGGAGCAGAGGAUCGUCCAGCAGGUGACCACCAUCCUGAAAGACGGCGGCGUGAAUAACCUGUCGGUGCAGGUGGAGAAGGAGUCGUACUUCCAGCACAUGUCAGGACUCAGCACCGGUUUCAACGAAGUCCUGGCGAUGACGCAGCAGAUGGAGGUGAUGAAGUACCUGAACGACGGCACGCGCAUCAUGUGAUCUCUGCGCUGUGUGUGCGCGCUGUGUGUGGGACCAAAACAAGACUUUGUGAUUCUGUUUUUUUUCUCUCUCCUCUGAUAAUGUACAGUGUAAGUAUGUGGUUUAAAUAAAUCUGAAUAUAUUGGUUUUAUCACAAAGUGCUGGAACUUCUUUCCCUUAAGAUCUCAGAAGGUUUAUAAGUCAUGUCACAGCAGCCUGAUUAUCCUGUUGAUGUGAUCAUGGUGCAUUCCAGUUGUAGUCACAAGUUACAAGCUACCUCCCGAACCUCGACCUGGUGAGUACGAAUCCUUGUCAUACAAAUGCCUCCACUUUAACUGUUACGGCACCUCUGCCUUGUUUGUCGCACAGUAAAUAAUUAGUACAAAUAAUGUUUGUGUACUUGUGAGCAAAAUCGCAAAAUACUGUGUUUUUAUUUAUUUUGCGAACAAUAGUUAACAAGAGGUAUGUUUGCGUCAGUGUAUUUUUCCGACUUCUCAAGAACUAGGAGCGACGCCACCUCCGUUGAUGCCACCGCUCCUAGUUCGGACCUCCGACUUCCGAUGUAAAUGGAACGCAUCAUAAUGACAAGCGUUACUAAAUGUAAACUAAACAACAGUUUUAUCGUAAAAAAUUACAUUUUGGCGUAUGACCUCAUGAGUACGUUUUCUUGUCGUACAAACGACUGUUAAACUAUUUGUCGCACAGUAAAUAAUUCGUACAAAUGAUGUUCGUUGUUAUCGACUGGUAUUUUGCAAACAGCAGCUAACUCGAGGUACGUUUGUGUCUGUGUGUUUUUCCUGACUUUGGAUGUAAAUGGAACGCCUCCUAAUGACGUGUAUUACUAAAUGUUACCGAAACACAAACAACAGUUUUAUCGCAAGAAAGGCAUUUUCACAUCCCUGUCGUACAAACACCUCUAAUUUAACAUUUCUGUCUUAUUUGUCGCAGUAAGUAAUUCGUACAAAUAAUGUCUGUGUUGUCGACGAUGGCUAACCCGAGGUACGUUUACGUCCGUGUAUUUUUCCGACAUCUCAAGGGAGCGGCAGCGUAAUCUCAGGGGUGACAUCGCUCGGAGUUCGGUCCUCCGACAUUCUGAUUUACUAAAUGUUAACGAAACACAAGCAACAUUUUUAUCGUAAAAAGAAACAGUUUUCAGACGAUGAACUUUGAAUAUUCUUUUAGAAGCUUUGGUCGUGGUAUUUUUCAAAGUUCGCUAUUCACAUUUUUAACAAACACAGUGGAUUAAUGUCUGGAUUACGCCACAAAUUUGCUGAACUUUUUCCCUCCAAGAAAGUUCAGAUUUAUGUGUAAAUGUUUUUUGUUUUUUUUUAAGUUUAAUAUACUAAACAUCUCUAGGAAAUAAUUUGUUUACUUCAUUUGAAAUAUUAGCUGUUAAACUUAAGACUGUCACAAUUUUGCUCUUGUCACGGUUUUUGUUUUUACUUUUACAUUUUACUUUUACUUGGAGGUCUCAAACUCGUGGGCCAAUUUUUAGAUUUAAUAUUGAGUUAUGAGUUGUGUCUGUUUGUUUUUGUUAUUUAUACAUCAUAAAUACGUGUGGGGUUUUUUAAAUUGUGGGCUAAAUAAACUGUUUCACACUUUUA
Messenger RNA from Solea senegalensis (Senegalese sole), 4492 nucleotides. It is a transcript of the gene slc30a5, whose product is annotated as solute carrier family 30 member 5. Gene Ontology annotation, cellular component: Golgi apparatus; membrane. Gene Ontology annotation, biological process: zinc ion transport; intracellular zinc ion homeostasis; transmembrane transport. NCBI's taxonomy places the organism in Eukaryota, Metazoa, Chordata, Actinopteri, Pleuronectiformes, Soleidae. Gene Ontology annotation, molecular function: zinc ion transmembrane transporter activity. The transcript is spliced from 15 exons. The record is from RefSeq and is a predicted model, not a curated record. Bases 486 to 2909 code for a protein of 807 amino acids.